This is a messenger RNA of Pecten maximus, 1368 nucleotides long. Its product is annotated as basic leucine zipper transcriptional factor ATF-like 3. Gene Ontology annotation, cellular component: nucleus. The transcript has 5 exons. The record is from RefSeq and is a predicted model, not a curated record. The coding region runs from base 209 to 670 and encodes 153 amino acids. Gene Ontology annotation, biological process: regulation of transcription by RNA polymerase II. Gene Ontology annotation, molecular function: DNA-binding transcription factor activity, RNA polymerase II-specific; RNA polymerase II cis-regulatory region sequence-specific DNA binding. NCBI's taxonomy places the organism in Eukaryota, Metazoa, Mollusca, Bivalvia, Pectinida, Pectinidae.
CCGGUGUAUACCGGUCACUGUAAUGGAACCUGUUUAAUAGGAUAAUUUCUAAAAAUAGAUAUUUCUGCUGACGAAACAAAAUUACCUCCCUUGAUAUUAAUGUAGUGUUAGUCCGUGUCAUGAUUUCAGAAAGUGGACAGACAUUCUCUUGUUCUUGGAAUUGGAUGAAUUCUGGAUUUACGUCUGAGAGGGAAUUAUUUGAUUCAAUAUGAAAAUGGCAGUGACAACUACAAAUAUAUGCGAAGAUUAUGAGAAUGCAAAAAUUCUCGAGGCCGCUUGUGUUGCCAUGGAAACUGGAAGUAUGACACCUAUAAUUAAACAGGAAUUACGGUUUAUAAUACAGUCGAGACGUUUGGCAGAAGGCAAAUCUGAACUGUCUGAAUUAGAUGUCAAAUUCGUACCCCCGGUGACAACAGAGCUUACACCCGAGGAGCACAUUAAAAAAGAAAACAGACGAGAACAAAACAGAAUAGCAGCUAGAAAAUUCCGGAAAAAACAGACAGCCUCCCUACAUAAAUUCAAGAAGAGAAUACAGAAUCUGGAAUCAGAAAACACACGGCUAUCAUCAGAGCUGACAACACUGGCUCGAGAAAAGCGCAGCUUGCAAGGGAAGCUGCAGUCACAUCUAGAUAUGUGUGGCUGUGUUAUUUCCACCGAACUGUUAGUCUGAUAUUACUCUACAUAAAAGGUCCGAAAGCCAUGGCAAACUGGACAGAUGGAUCAGAGUAUACAUGAAAGGUAUAAAAGGUCCAUCAUGUCACGAGGAAAUGGAAGACACUAUAUAUAAAAGGUUCAUGAAUUCAUGAGGACAGACGGUCCGUAAACCCAGCAGAAUUGUAGCGGAUGGACAAUAAACGCAUUAUUCUCGUUUCGUGUCGCCCUAAUCAUCAAUGAACAAUGUAGUGUUAUAUAAAGUUUAUCUUUGAGACCAAAAUGUUAGACCGAUACGAUUUCAAAUGUAAAAUUGAGAAAUGUAAUGGUUUCUGGAUCCAAUUGUAGCUAGCUAGCUUUGACAUACAUUUAGAGGGAAAGUGCCGAUGUAAUAUUCAUUUGUUAGCGGCGAACAACCAGUGAACGCUGCUUAUACAGAUCAAUCAAUAAGAUCACAUUAACUGUAUUAGUAUGCUGCAUCAAGGUCUUUAUAUACAGUCCUGUUGCAAAGUGCCCACACUUUUGUUUGUUGAUUUGCGAAAUCAUACUCAGUGAAUGUUAAAAUUUCUGGUCAACGUUAUAACGGUGUCAUCUUCUGCACACAUGAAUUCAAGAUGGUUUCCCUAACGUCUGGCUUUGCACACGAUUGGGAAUGGCUGUUGAUCAUCAUUCGUCAUAUCCUCUAUCCAUUACUCAAUCAUAUUCAAUUCAUUUCAA